Molecule: messenger RNA, 1660 nt
Organism: Rhinopithecus roxellana (golden snub-nosed monkey)
Lineage: Eukaryota; Metazoa; Chordata; Mammalia; Primates; Cercopithecidae
Gene: GTF2E2
Product: general transcription factor IIE subunit 2
Exons: 8
Coding region: 389-1258 (289 amino acids)
Biological process (GO): transcription initiation at RNA polymerase II promoter
Cellular component (GO): transcription factor TFIIE complex
Source: RefSeq, a predicted model, not a curated record
CGCCGGGUGAGGGGCGCGAAGCCCCGGCCUGCUGUUCCCCAGGACCCAGGCGCGCCGCCGCCUCCCGGGAGGCUGAGCGUGACCUCCACCCCACGGGAAGCUGGGGCCGCCGUUCUGGAAGCGAAACACCGAGCACGCGAACCGUUCCCCGGAGCAUUGUCUUUAGGCCGGAGGUUCAUUGAUCAAACUUUUGGGUUGGAAAGAGGGAAAAUUCGCUGUUUGCUGCCUGAUUGUGCCUCUUCCAAGCCUCCAAGUUCACGGGCGCGGUAGCCGAGCGAACCACGUGUGGAGUUUGAGGAGCCACGGGGUCCAGCCAGCUCAAGGCUGUGAUUUAGAAUGAUGCUCGUACGCGGACUGCUUUCUGGGCUACCUUUUGGAGACUUGCAUUAUGGAUCCAAGCCUGUUGAGAGAAAGGGAGCUGUUCAAAAAACGAGCUCUUUCCACUCCUGUAGUAGAAAAACGUUCAGCAUCUUCUGAGUCAUCAUCUUCGAAAAAGAAGAAAACAAAGGUAGAACAUGGAGGAUCGUCAGGCUCUAAACAAAAUUCUGAUCAUAGCAAUGGAUCAUUUAACUUGAAAGCUCUGUCAGGAAGCUCUGGAUAUAAGUUUGGCGUUCUUGCUAAGAUUGUGAAUUACAUGAAGACACGGCAUCAGCGAGGAGAUACGCAUCCUCUAACCUUAGAUGAAAUUUUGGAUGAAACACAACAUUUAGAUAUUGGACUCAAGCAGAAACAAUGGCUAAUGACUGAGGCUUUAGUCAACAAUCCCAAAAUUGAAGUAAUAGAUGGGAAGUAUGCUUUCAAGCCCAAGUACAACGUGAGAGAUAAGAAGGCCCUACUUAGGCUCUUAGAUCAGCAUGACCAGCGAGGAUUAGGAGGGAUUCUUUUAGAAGACAUAGAAGAAGCACUGCCCAAUUCCCAGAAAGCUGUCAAGGCUUUGGGGGACCAGAUACUAUUUGUAAGUCGUCCCGAUAAGAAGAAAAUACUUUUCUUCAAUGAUAAGAGCUGUCAGUUUUCUGUGGAUGAAGAAUUUCAGAAACUGUGGAGGAGUGUCACUGUGGAUUCCAUGGACGAGGAGAAAAUUGAAGAAUAUCUGAAGCGACAGGGUAUUUCUUCCAUGCAGGAAUCUGGACCAAAGAAAGUGGCCCCUAUUCAGAGAAGGAAAAAGCCUGCUUCACAGAAAAAGCGACGCUUUAAGACUCAUAACGAACACUUGGCUGGAGUGCUGAAGGAUUACUCUGACAUUACUUCCGGCAAAUAGGGAACAGCUUUGCCCUGGAACAGAGUCACAGAUACACAAUCAAGAGCGUUCCUGCUGAUGCUCGGGGUCUGAAGACAGUCUUCCCAUCUGCUGCUUGUGGCUGCGGAGAGGAGCAGUUCAGUUUACAGAACAAGUGCAAAUUACCAAACUCAAAGCUUAUUUGAGUAGAAUGGGCUCAUGGGCAAUGUGACGUUCCCUGUUAACCUGUUACUCCCUGGGAGAAAGGCGCUGUGUGUGGCAUGCAGGUGUCUUUGCUGUAUUUUUCUUCACUUCUAAAUGGUUCCUGGUUCCUUUCUUCCUCGUUUGUUACUUUAGAGCAAGUUUGCCCAUAGUCUUGAAUGCAGUAUUUGUUUAUUCCAAAAUAACAUAUUUAUAAUAAAAUCAUUGUAGAAGGAUUUUUAA